Molecule: messenger RNA, 3142 nt
Organism: Coniophora puteana RWD-64-598 SS2
Lineage: Eukaryota; Fungi; Basidiomycota; Agaricomycetes; Boletales; Coniophoraceae
Product: WD40 repeat-like protein
Exons: 7
Coding region: 12-2975 (987 amino acids)
Biological process (GO): positive regulation of rRNA processing; positive regulation of transcription by RNA polymerase I
Cellular component (GO): nucleolus
Molecular function (GO): protein binding; RNA binding
Source: RefSeq, a predicted model, not a curated record
GGCCAACACUCAUGGCCGCGCUCAAGGCUCUCAAUCGCGCUCCUCUCCUCGUCAAGCAGCCAAAGGAUAUUCCACUUCCACUCAGCCCCGCUGACUCCGAUGACUAUGCCCAGCCGAGGAACGCCAGAAAGAACAAAAAGCCUCAGGCUAAGCCAAAAACUAAGGUCAAAGGGAAAGACGGACCGCCACCGCCUACACCUCACCCGAUCAACCCCACCUCCCGGAGUCAGGAGAUUCUAGUAGAUGGUGGGCAGCCGUGGACUUGGAGAUCUCUGACGGACUCGAGCACGAACGCGAAUCGACCUCUGUUCACCAGGGACGGCAGCCACUUUUUCUCGAUAUCUGGUAACAAUGUCAAAAUCCACUCCUCUGCUUCGGGCAAAGUUGCAUCAACCCUUCCUGGUACACACCACGGCGGCCAUACGGACGUGGUCACUUGUGCUAUCAUCAACACACAGAACCCUUUUCAGCUCAUAACGGGAUCGCUCGAUGGCACUCUUAAGAUCUGGGACUACUUGGAGGGGAAGCUUCUAUACUCGCUCACUCUCGACCAGCCCAUUUACAACCUCUGCGCUCACUCCACUAUCAAAGGUCACGUAUUUGUUUCAGCCGCGAAGCCCAAAAAGGCGAGGAAUGAUGUCCCAAAAAAGCCAGGCGAGGGCAGCCAGAACCAGGACGAGAGUUGCGUGGUUCUCCGUGUUUCACUAAAGCCGAAAGACUCGUCAUCCGGAGUGAAGAACUUCAAGUCUUCCCAGGUGGUUCCUGUAGGCAAGACAAAACCCACGUCCGGAAUUGAGAUUUCUGCCAGCGGCCAGUGGCUAGUUGCUGUCGCGGGGCAUAAGGCAUACGUUGCCAAGACUUCGGCUCUCAAAUCCGGCUUCACGAAGUAUGUUUCGCCAGACCCGCUGACCUGCCUGGCCGUGCAUCCAUCGCAGGACUACUUUGCGACAGGUGACGCGCGAGGUGUCAUCCGACUAUGGUACUGCCUUAAUGAGGAUAUGCCCAAAGUUACUGGUGUUGAGAAGAGAGCGCAGACUUCGACAUUUCACUGGCACGCACAUGCCGUGUCAUCAAUCGCAUUCACAUCGAAUGGUGCUUAUCUAUUGAGUGGUGGCGAAGAGUCGGUCUUGGUCAUUUGGCAACUGCACACUCAGAAAAAGGAGUUUGUUCCUCGAGUAGGAUCGCCCAUCAAGAGCAUCGUCGUAUCCCGCAAUACUUCCUCAGAGGAAGAAUAUUUGCUUGGUUUGGCGGACGCAAGUUAUGCCUUCGUCAAUUCGACAACUCUAAAACUUGCGCGUGUUUUCUCUCGAAUAAAGAUUGAUCCAGACGUCCCGAGUAGAUGGGACAUACCUACGCCACUGGCAGUUCAUGUCAAUUCCUCGACGUUAAUUCUUCCGUCUUCGCACCCCUCGUCUCUCCAAACAUAUUCUAUCGACUCCUCUAUGGUGACAUCCGAACUCGAGGUGUCGCCGUCGAAUCGAGUUUCCCGCCGAGACGAGAAGGCCCUGCAACCAUCACGCGUAGAACGCAUAGCAUUAUCCUUCUGCGGUCAUUGGAUGGCAACUCUUGAUCGUAGAUUAGAUGACGAAGACAUUCAUGGUGAAAGUUACCUUAAAUUUUGGCGAUGGGAUAAGCGGAUAGCAUUCUGGAUAUUGAAUACCAGAGUCAACAAACCGCACGGACAACAUAGGAUAACUUCCAUGUCCUUCAAUCCGGUAGGGAUGGACAACGUAGAUCUACUUCAGUUAGUUACAACUGGUGAAGAUGGGUGCGUCAAAAGCUGGAGGUUGCGUAUUGACAGAGAAAUACAAAAUGCUUCGUGGACGGGUAGAUCGCAAUUCGGCUUCCGGUCUGAGAUACCAAGGCACAUAUCGUGGUCGCCAGACGGAAGUCUUCUAGCAAUUGCUUUGGACCCGUAUGUGGCCGUGUACAACCCUGUCACAAACUCUCUCAGGUAUACUAUCAUAUGCUCCAACUGCAAGCAUGUGACUUCGGCACACUUUGUUGGCGCCAGUGGUCGAUAUUUGGUAGUGCAGGGUGGGAGUGACCUGAUUUUGUGGGAUAUGGUAACACAGUCAAUGAGGUGGCAUUACCGCAAUGAUGGCACCAUUUACAAAGUUGUUUCACAUCCCCACCAUGACUUGUUUGCCAUAUUCCACACGAGUCGGCUUGGUGUGCGCUUCACGACGGACCUAAAACUGUUCGGUGUCAAAUCCAGUCGACCUACCAUAUCCCAUACUUUUCCUUUCGGACUGCGGUCAGUAGCGUGGCACACUAACCCAAGAAAGUCAAGACAACCAUCGUUCUCUCUUGUCGGCAUCACUCAAAGCUACAGCGUCGUUCUAUUAGGCAACAAUCUUACCAAUGCUGAAGAUGAAGAUGACGUUUCCAAAGCCCUCCCGCGCAACUUGACCGAACAAAAAAGGACAUUGUUUGAAGAGAUGUUCGGCAUCUCAGCCUUUGUAGACGUCAAAUCGCCUUCGAAUGUUUCUCAAUCAAACGUCAAUACUGCUUUACCAUGGAAACAACAAGACACUAGUCGUAUCCUCGAUACACCUGCUUUCCUUAUGCCACCAAUGGAGACUUUGUACGACUCUCUGAUCAGUGGUUUCCUGCGACUUCGGACAAACGAUCAAGAUCAACAACUCGACGGCGUAUCAGAGACUGCUGCCGAAGAUGGAAUGGAUAUCGACCAGGAUGUAGAAGAUGUCACAAACAAUACUCUGGGACUUGACGAGGCUGAGAAGGAACUACAGCUUUUCGGCGAUUUCUUCGAGAAAAUGACCGGCUCAUCAGGAUAUCCACUCCUCGCAAAGAAUGCUAUGCCCUCUGAACGGUCCACGCCACCGGCUAGUAGAUCGCUUAGAUCGCAAAAUCGAGCGACGCCUAUGUCCCAAGUCAUCCCGCCCGAUACAUUCCAGUCCCCUGAUGUGCCUACGCAAGUUGGCAAAAAGCGGAGCAGGAAUAAAGCAUGAAAAUAGGAGAUAACUGGAAACCUCUGCUCUUGUUGCUGUAACUUGGAAUGAGGUAUAUUAUCUAUCGCUGUUGCAUCACUAGCACCUCACUUGUUCCCUGCAUUCAUCAUGUUCGCUGCAUUGUAGCAUAACGCAUAUUGCCGUCUCUUACUCACGUAUGCUGCAAC